Phaedon cochleariae (mustard beetle) is the source of this 1144-nucleotide messenger RNA. NCBI's taxonomy places the organism in Eukaryota, Metazoa, Arthropoda, Insecta, Coleoptera, Chrysomelidae. The record is from the annotation of a GenBank genome assembly.
UCCAAAAUGAGACGAAGUCCAAUCUUUCUUUUAAAAGUUCUACUUGCUCUGACAAAAAAACUGUGAAGGUCGAGUGCCACUCAUUGGAAUGUGGGACACGUCCACAAAUAGUCAAACAUAUAGCCAGAGUGGUAGGUGGUGGAAACGCUGGUCUAGGAGCUUGGCCUUGGCAAGCAGCCCUUUAUAAAGAAGGCGAAUUCCAGUGUGGUGCAACUCUUCUAUCAGACAGAUGGCUAGUAUCUGCUGGACACUGUUUCUACCAUUCACAAGGAGAAUAUUGGGUUGCAAGGUUAGGUGCUCUGAGAAGAGGAACGUCUCUACCAUCACCUUAUGAACAGUUACGUCGGGUGUCCAAGAUCCUUGUGCAUCCAGGGUAUGUUGAUUCUGGAUUCAUCAAUGAUAUUUCCCUCUUGCAACUCGAAUCACCUGUAGUCUAUAGCGACUAUGUCAGACCAGUGUGCUUGCCACAGCCAAAUCAAGGGCCUGUAGAUGGUAGACUGUGUACAAUUGUUGGCUGGGGACAGUUGUUUGAAGUUGGCAGGAUAUUUCCUGAUACUUUGCAGGAAGUUCAGGUCCCUAUAAUUUCAACUGCCGAGUGUCGAAAGAGGACACUGUUCUUAUCCCUCUAUAAAAUAACUGAUGAUAUGUUCUGUGCUGGAUAUGAAAGAGGAGGGAGAGACGCUUGCUUAGGAGAUUCUGGAGGACCACUGAUGUGUCCAGAGCCUAAUGGAAGAUGGACUUUACAGGGAAUAACAAGCAAUGGUUAUGGUUGUGCUCGGGCAAAUAGACCUGGAGUGUACACUAAAGUGGCCAACUACGUGGAGUGGAUACAUUUCAAUAUGAAACCGAAAGAACUCGCUUCUAGAAAUUUCACUAUGAAGGACAGUUGUUUGGGACAUCGGUGUCCGUUAGGAGAGUGCCUUCCAGAAAGUAGAUUGUGUAAUGGUUAUAUUGAAUGCAGUGAUGGAAGUGAUGAAAAGUAUUGUGAAUCUCAAAAAUCAUAGAUUUUUCUUCGAUCGUGUGAAUGAAUAUUGUGAGGUUGAAUUGGAUAUUGUGUUUUAAUAUUAUUGGAUAAUCUAGCACAGAAAAUGACAAAAAAAUGUGAUAUGUAGGAAUUUUAUUGUAUAUAGUAGUUUUUCAGUGC